CCCACACCACCCCCUAUAAAAUCUCUCCUCCCAAACACAUUUUAUUCACCACCAGCACACAUCUACACAGUCCCUCACUCUUCUUCUUCCACUACAUCGACAUCUCCAAACGCCGCCCCGUCUCUUUCUCUCUCAAUCCCUAAAACCCAUCUCACAUCUUCAAUUUUGUAAUCAAAUUACAUAACUCAGUGAUGGGUUUGAAGGGUUUCGUUGAAGGAGGGAUUGCCUCGAUCGUGGCGGGUUGUUCGACCCACCCGCUCGACCUCAUCAAAGUCCGAAUGCAAUUACAGGGCGAAACCCCUCUCCAAAACCCCCACAUUCACUCUCUCCGCCCCGCCUUCGCCUUGAACGGCACCACCAUCGCCCCCCCAAACACCAUGCACAUCCCUCCUCCUCCGCCGCCGAAGGUGGGUCCCGUCUCCGUCGGGGUCAAGAUCUUCCAAACCGAGGGCAUCGCCGCCCUGUACUCUGGCGUAUCCGCCACCGUCCUCCGCCAGACCCUUUACUCCACCACCCGAAUGGGCCUCUAUGAAGUCUUCAAACAGAAAUGGUCCGACCCGGAUACUGGAAACCUGCCACUCGGGCGCAAAAUAGUCGCCGGCUUGGUGGCCGGCGCCAUCGGCGCGGCUGUGGGCAACCCAGCCGACGUCGCCAUGGUCCGAAUGCAAGCCGACGGUCGGCUCCCGGCUUCCGACCGACGCAACUAUAAGAGCGUACUCGACGCGAUCACGCGCAUGUCUAGACAAGAGGGCGUUGCUAGCCUGUGGCGCGGCUCAUCGCUUACGGUGAACCGCGCUAUGAUCGUGACCGCUUCUCAAUUGGCAUCGUACGAUCAGAUAAAGGAGGCGAUUUUGGAGAAGGGUGUGAUGAAGGAUGGACUCGGGACCCACGUGACCGCGAGUUUCGCAGCCGGGUUCGUGGCGUCCGUGGCCUCAAAUCCCAUUGACGUAAUUAAGACAAGAGUGAUGAACAUGAGGGUGGAGCCAGGAAUGACUCCACCUUACAGCGGGGCUUUGGAUUGUGCCCUUAAGACGGUGAGGUCUGAAGGGCCAAUGGCCCUCUACAAGGGCUUUAUCCCUACAAUUUCUAGGCAGGGUCCUUUUACUGUGGUGCUGUUUGUGACCCUUGAACAGGUCCGCAAGGUCCUCAAGGACUUUUGAUUUUUAACCAUUUGAUGAUGAUGAUGAUGAUAAAGGAAUUACUUGUAUUAGAUUGAGAAUUUGAUUUAUUGUUUUAAGGUUGUUAUUAUGUUAUUGGUUGGAGAUUUUAUUUUAAGGGGGAAUAUAUAAUGUUGUCAAAUUUUGAUUCUUAUAAAAGGUUACUAUUUUUACUA
Molecule: messenger RNA, 1333 nt
Organism: Cornus florida
Lineage: Eukaryota; Viridiplantae; Streptophyta; Magnoliopsida; Cornales; Cornaceae
Product: mitochondrial uncoupling protein 5
Exons: 1
Coding region: 192-1160 (322 amino acids)
Biological process (GO): oxaloacetate transport; succinate transmembrane transport; thiosulfate transport
Molecular function (GO): malate transmembrane transporter activity; antiporter activity; oxaloacetate transmembrane transporter activity
Source: RefSeq, a predicted model, not a curated record